This is a messenger RNA of Trichogramma pretiosum, 1266 nucleotides long. It is a transcript of the gene Prx6a, whose product is annotated as peroxiredoxin-6. The coding region runs from base 586 to 1251 and encodes 221 amino acids. Gene Ontology annotation, cellular component: cytosol; mitochondrion. Gene Ontology annotation, biological process: cell redox homeostasis; cellular oxidant detoxification. Gene Ontology annotation, molecular function: peroxiredoxin activity. The record is from RefSeq and is a predicted model, not a curated record. The transcript is spliced from 5 exons. NCBI's taxonomy places the organism in Eukaryota, Metazoa, Arthropoda, Insecta, Hymenoptera, Trichogrammatidae.
ACAAUAUUUUUAUGCGUCUUUUUCGAAUGAAACCCUAGUUCCAUUUUCACGUAAUUUGAAAUGUUUACAUUUGAAUUAUUGCUCUGGUUUGAGAACAGUGAAUGGAAAUCGAUAGAAUAUUACUUUUAAUAAUUUUACGUUUAAUUUUAUUUUAUUUUAACUCGAUUCAUUUCUCGUUCCAUCGAUCGUGGGUCAAUCAUCGAGUGAAAUUCGUCGGAAAAUAAUUUUGUUCCGUACUAUAACUCGAGAAAUUCCAUGUCCGGAAUUGAAACGGUCGGCGUGUUCGAUGCACGUGCUCGCAACACACAGAAUCUAUAAGCAUAUUAAAGCCACGACAGACGUGCAGCCUGCUGCAAUUGUCUAUAUACAACGAACCGACAACGUAACGACAGGAAGCCGCAGGAGCGAGGGAAAAAAAGAAUAACGAUCUUGAAACUGGGUUCGAGCUAUAUUCAUUACGUUGUUUGAUAGGAAAUUUUUUACGCGACGUAGUACUCCACCAACUCCGUCACACGCCCAUACACAGUAUAUAUACAAGAGUGUUUUAUUAUCAUAAAUUUUUAAAUUCGUGAGUACAGCGACAACAUGGUGCUUCUGGGUGAUACCUUUCCAAACUUUAUCGCCGAAUCAAGCCAUGGAGACUUGGAUUUACAUAAAUACUUCGGUGACUCCUGGGGAAUCCUUUUUUCUCACCCCAAUGAUUUUACUCCAGUUUGCACGACCGAACUGGCUCGAGUGGCCAAACUUAUGCCAGAAUUCAAAAGAUUGGGAGUCAAGGUGAUAGCUAUUUCAUGUAAUUCCGUAGAAUCUCACAAGAGAUGGAUCGAGGAUAUCAAGUCCUAUGGAGAAUUCAUGGAAUUCCCAUAUCCUAUUAUAGCUGAUGAAUCCAGAGAUAUUGCGGUAAAUUUGGGAAUGUUAGAUCCAGCUGAAUUGAACAAGGAGGGUAUGCCAGUUUCUGCUCGAGCUGUAUUUGUCAUUGAUCCUAAGAAAAAAAUGAGAUUGUCAAUUUUGUAUCCAGCCACUACUGGCAGAAACUUUGAUGAAAUAUUAAGAGUUGUCGAAUCUCUUCAACUGACUGACAAAUUUAAAGUUGCAACUCCUUGCGAUUGGAAGAAAGGAGAUCCAGUGAUGGUCAUACCAACUGUCUCUGAAGAUGAAGCCACAAAAACUUAUGGGAAUAACAUUAAAACUCUUGCAUUGCCCUCAGGCAAACCAUAUCUUCGUAUAGUUCCUCAGCCAACCAGUGGUUAAACUAUUUUGGUUACA